Molecule: messenger RNA, 1655 nt
Organism: Anoplopoma fimbria (sablefish)
Lineage: Eukaryota; Metazoa; Chordata; Actinopteri; Perciformes; Anoplopomatidae
Gene: gpkow
Product: G patch domain and KOW motifs
Exons: 11
Coding region: 21-1553 (510 amino acids)
Biological process (GO): mRNA splicing, via spliceosome; translation
Cellular component (GO): ribosome; spliceosomal complex
Molecular function (GO): structural constituent of ribosome; nucleic acid binding
Source: RefSeq, a predicted model, not a curated record
UCUGUCGGUCACAAACAAUCAUGGCGUCGCUCGGAGGAGAUGCGGGUUCCCCCAAGUCUGCUCCUUCUGGGGACCAAGAAGAGAGGAAACCAGCGGCCGUGUCGUUUGGUUUUACUAAAACAGUCAACAAAUUCAAACCUUCCACUGGAGACGGAGGGUUCAAUAAAGAAGACAAAGAUUAUUUAACCGGGAUUGACGGGAAAGAAUUGCAAAGCUCAAAGCCAUCCGAGAAGCCCAAAGAGCUCAUCAUCCCCCUGAUCCAGAAGAACCGCUGGCACCGGCUGGACAGAGCCGUCCAGGGCGAGGCGAGUGAAGGCAAAGCAGCAAAGACAACCCAAGACAAUGACUCUGUGGAGUCCCAGGCUGUCAAGGAGCUCAUUGAAGACUCGCGGAGGCAGCUUGAGGAGUGGCAAAACGGCUCUCAGUCAGACAUCAACCCGAACCUCGCCAUCCCCCUGUUGAUGCAAAACAAAGUGCCCGACGGCUUUGAGGAUGGAGAUCGUGUUAAGGUGGAUCUACGGCCUGAAUCUUCGACAGAGGCAGACUAUGAGAGCAUUCCUGUUGAGGCUUAUGGAAUCGCCAUGCUUAAAGGGAUGGGCUGGAAUAAAGAGGAAGGCAUCGGACGCACCUUUAAACAGCACGUGAAGCCAAUCGAACACCAGCUCCGUCCUAGAGGUUUGGGUCUCGGAGCUGAUCGUUCAGCCAUAAAGGACCUGGAGCCCACUAGACAUAAGCGUCCCCCGAAGCCAGGCGAGGAGAGAGAGAAGGAGGAGGAGCUAGUGAUGGGUCCAGGAGGCUGCGUGCUGGUGCAGUCAGGGGCUCAUAGAGACCUGUAUGGAAAGAUUGAAGGCGUCGAUGCCGACAACGCUCGAGUUGUGGUGAAGCUGGCCAUCGGCGGCAGGUCUGCAACAAUCAGCCAGCAUGCUAUUAAACUAGUUGGGCGCGAGGAAUACGACAAAAACUGCAAAGACCUCAGUCGCCUCAGUAGAGCCCACAAGGAAAAGGAAAAGGAGAAAGAGAAGGAGCAACAGAGACGGGAGGAGAAAGAGAGGCAAAGUAAUGGUGACGACGCAAAACACAAGUCUUCAGAAAGAGAUAGAGGAAAAGACGAGAGGAAGAGGAAACACAGAGAUUCCAGUCAAGACAGAGAGAAACCUCCAGUGAAAGAGUCACGGCGACCACCGGCUCCCCCCUCCUGGCUCCAGAGAGACUUGAAAGUCCGCUUUAUAGACAAAGCUUUCAAAGGGGGCAGAUACUACAACUCAAAGAUGCGUGUGGAGGAUGUCCUGAGCCCGACUAUGUGUGUGUGUCGAACUGAGGAGGGUAGACUGUUAGACGAUGUGAAGCAGGGCAUGCUGGAAACCAUCAUUCCUAAAAGUGAAGAUGAUUCUAUAAUGGUCGUACUGGGAGAGCACAGAGGACAGGUCGGCCGUAUUCUCCAACGGGACAAGAACAAGAGCAGAGCGAUGGUGCAGCUCGACCGACAUGAGGAGAAGCUGUUCACUCUGGAUUAUGACACCAUUUGUCACUAUGUAGGAGAAGCAGGCCACUGAUUCAAAUACUCCCUGUCCUUCCCUCCCAUCUGAAAUGUUUUUUGUGAUAUUCAAAAAUAAUGGAUUUUAAAGCAUUGAUAUUUUGUAAUAAAACAUUGUCGA